This is a messenger RNA of Platichthys flesus (European flounder), 2408 nucleotides long. RefSeq names its product 3-monooxygenase/tryptophan 5-monooxygenase activation protein, gamma polypeptide 1 (gene ywhag1). The transcript is spliced from 2 exons. Gene Ontology annotation, biological process: signal transduction. Bases 183 to 926 code for a protein of 247 amino acids. The record is from RefSeq and is a predicted model, not a curated record. Gene Ontology annotation, cellular component: cytoplasm. Gene Ontology annotation, molecular function: protein kinase C binding. NCBI's taxonomy places the organism in Eukaryota, Metazoa, Chordata, Actinopteri, Pleuronectiformes, Pleuronectidae.
CAGACAGCAGCUGCAGCGCGAGGAGCGUCCAUCUCCGCUCUGCUUCAAACACGUUCACAUUACGACGUCCGGCUCCACACACACAGCACAGCUACACGCGCGCACACACACACUCUCUGUCUCACAGAUACGCUCUCUGUGUCACACACACUCCACACACACACACGACGACGACGGCCACAAUGGUAGACCGCGAGCAACUGGUGCAGAAAGCCCGGCUGGCCGAGCAGGCGGAGCGGUAUGAUGAUAUGGCAGCUGCCAUGAAGUCGGUCACAGAGCUGAACGAAGCACUAUCCAAUGAGGAGAGGAACCUGCUCUCGGUGGCCUAUAAGAACGUGGUCGGUGCGAGGCGCUCAUCCUGGCGCGUCAUCUCUAGUAUUGAGCAGAAGACGUCGGCUGAUGGCAAUGAGAAGAAGAUCGAGAUGGUGAGGGCCUACCGGGAAAAGAUCGAGAAGGAGCUGGAGACGGUCUGCCAGGAUGUGCUCAACCUCCUUGACAACUUCCUGAUCAAGAAUUGCAAUGAAGAGCAGCAGGAGAGCAAGGUGUUCUACUUGAAGAUGAAGGGCGACUACUACCGCUACCUGGCUGAGGUGGCCACGGGGGAGAAGAGAGCCGCGGUGGUUGAGUCCUCUGAGAAGUCCUACAGCGAAGCCCAUGAGAUCAGCAAGGAGCACAUGCAGCCCACCCAUCCCAUCCGCCUGGGCCUGGCUCUCAACUACUCCGUCUUCUACUACGAGAUCCAGAACGCCCCCGAGCAGGCGUGCCACCUGGCCAAGACCGCCUUCGAUGACGCCAUCGCCGAGCUGGACACCCUCAACGAGGACUCCUACAAAGACUCCACUCUCAUCAUGCAGCUGCUACGAGACAACUUGACGCUCUGGACGAGUGACCAGCAGGAUGACGAGGGCGGCGAGGGCAACAAUUAAAGAGUCCAAAACCUCAUUCUGCCAAAACAACACAACACGCGCGCUCACAAAUGAUGAAAAAAUAAAAAUAGUUUGAAAAAAGUUCUUAGAAACAAAAAAUGGGAGGGUGGGUUGGGGCUGUUGAACAUCGGCAGCCAAUUUAGCUGAUGGUACUAACGUGGCUGCUGUUCUUUAUUUUUCCAGUUAAAAGUGAAAAAAGUAGGAGGAGGGAAGACAAUUUUAGUUUGAGAAAUAACCUUAAAUUAAAAAAAAAGAAUGAAACCCCCUCCUUGAUAGCCUCUGCAGCAUUUGCCAAAAUACCACUGUAGAAGCAAGAGGUAUGGUGUUCAUCACAGUGUGACUGUCAGGUUACGAUACCUUCACACUGGCAGAGACUGGUCUUAACGCGCAAAUGAAGCUGAGCUGUGUUAUUGUAUUUUGUGAGGGGAGUUCAGAAAUUGAGUUCCGAUGCUUGAGCAACUAGAAAAUUAGGGUAACCUUGAAUGUCAUGGCCUUGUUUAGUGAGAGAGAGAGAUAGAGAGAUCGAGAAUGAGUGGGGGAGCAGACAGGUUUACAGAAGUGAAGACAUGCUUUUUGGGCUGUCGAACUUCAUAACGUAACAAACGUACCCGGCAUCUUUAGUUGCACCACAUUAUGAUCGCUGAGUGAGAAGCAGGUUGUGGCUGUUAUUGAAGAUAACAUUAAAAAAACUAUGUUUUUGUUUGCUUUGUGUCAGGUAUGUGUCACACAGUCAUACUGUAACUUAAAAUACAAAACCAUACAGUAAAGUUAGUGCAGCUUGUCCCUCUCAUGUGCUGAUGUGCUUUAUUGAAUAAAUUAACUGUUUUAGGAAACACAAUUCGUAUUGUCAGUAUUGUUGUUACUAUAACAACUUACAUUGGGUCCUUAUGCUCAUAUGAAAUGAUUUGAAAAAUCGGGAUAGCUGAAAAAUGAAUUUGAACGAAUGUGAUGCUUGGAAAUUAUUAAACAAUAAACGAGUCCACCCUUAAACUCCAGUUAUGCUAUCUUCAUAACAAGAAGUAGGAUCUCUGAAAUGGCACCUGUAACCACAGACUUGAUUUUAGACCCAAGUAUAAUUUGUGGAUAGAGCACAUGCAAUGUUAAGUGGAAGCUCUAAAAGCAGAUUUGAGGUUUGUCGAUUUACAUCGUCUUCAGUUUCUUCUUGGUCAAGAAAUGCACUUGCCUAUUAUACUGUUUCUUCAGUGUAAGAUGAUAACUGCUCCAAUAUUCUCCAUAAUACAAUAUUGUGCAUGCUGGUGAUGUAUUUAUACAGUAGCUUCAAUUUAUUAACUUAUACUGUAGAUGUUAUGUAUUCAUAUGAACAUGGAAUUACUAGACUUUAAUCAGAUUAUUUUCUAUUUAUUUCUUUUUAUUGCAAUUGUUAGCUAGUUUUAUUUUAAUCUGUGUUUUCUUUACUCCAUUUGCUGAAGUACGCUAUACCAAAACAGUGAUUGUUAACAAUAAAUUGAUAUGUUACAGACA